AUGACUUCGCUGCCGCCCGUGCCCCCACUUCCAAAACCUCAACUGGAACAACUUCUUCCCGGUGUCUCCCUUGUUCUACCACUAUCUAGGAGAGGCACAGGACCUGGGUUGAUCUUGGUGCUUCCUGAUCUUGGAAGAUCUAUUCUCUCAAUCGAAAAUGGAAUUCCGUCGCCAGUGAUCAAAUGGACCGAAGAAAGCUACAUUGUAGCCGCGAUUGAUGAGUCCGUUCUUGAGAGCUCCGAACAAGGAGGAGAACUGCUUGUUGAGGUCGCUCGUACUCUGAAUGAAAACCCUCUGUGCGACAUCAAAGAUCGAGUUGGAUUAAUAUUAUACAGUGCCCGCGCGUGGUCUCUUGUGGCACCAGUUGUUACAAAAGUACCGGCGAUCAAGGCUACGGUGAUAUAUGGGAGUAUUGAAGACUCUGAAAUUUUUACCAGGUUAUCUAUUCCCAUGGUCCAACAUCUAGCAGGAAUAGCCGCGCCAAACACGCUUCAAAGACGCAAAGACUUUAUGCAAUAUAGUUACACUGAGACGACGAGUGCGUCUUUCAGCAUUCCGUUCCAGCCAGACUUUCAUUACAAUGCCGAAGCAGUUUCGCACACUCGCAAUCUCUCCUUUUUGAAAGAAAUUAUGGGAGGUCCAUUUUUCGACCUUGAGCAAAUUUGGGAUGAGCACACAUACUAUGAGUUUGAAAACCGCUCCGUUGAACAUACAAUGAGUACGAUGGUCCAAGAGCCAUACGUUAAUCAUGUCCCUACACUUACUGGCGGAAUCGGGCGCAAAGAGUUAACGGAAUUUUAUCGUGACCAUUUUAUUUACAAGAACCCCAAAAACACCACCCUAGAGCUGAUCAGCCGAACGAUCGGCAUUGAUCGCGUGGUCGACGAAUUUAUUUUCAAAUUCUGUCAUGAUACGGAAAUGGACUGGCUAAUUCCGGGUAUCCCACCUACGCAUCGCGACAUGGAAAUUCCAUUCAUGGCGGUAGUCAAUAUUCGUGGAGAUCGUCUUUAUCACGAGCACAUUACCUGGGACCAGGGAACUGUUUUGAUGCAGCUAGGCUUGAUGCCGACCCAUCUUCUUCCUGCUACGAAUGAGCCAAAGAUCGAAAAGGCCCAGGAUGGAUACAAGACUCCCGCCUUUGGAAAAGAGACUUCUGCCAAGCUAAGGGACAAGAAUUCUAUGCCUUCAAACGUCAUUCUUGCCAACUUGUUGUCUGGAGCAAAUGCACUCAGAGAAGCCUGA
This is a messenger RNA of Penicillium verhagenii, 1242 nucleotides long. RefSeq lists its product as uncharacterized. Lineage: Eukaryota; Fungi; Ascomycota; Eurotiomycetes; Eurotiales; Aspergillaceae. The record is from RefSeq and is a predicted model, not a curated record. Gene Ontology annotation, biological process: polyketide metabolic process. The coding region runs from base 1 to 1242 and encodes 413 amino acids. The transcript is spliced from 4 exons.